UGGUGUGCUUGUACGUUAGUCUCGCAGUUUGUGCAUUAACGGCAAUUACAAUGUGCGCCCUCAGAUUCACCCCAUGUUGUAGAUGCUGUUAAUACUAAAUUUUUAAUCAAAAUUAUCAAAAUUGCCUGUGCUUGUAAACAACAUUUUUUUUAAUUUGUCAAAGUCAUAUUUUGAAAGUCCAGUUAAAAUUCCAGUAACCAACACAAAAAUGGAAGGAGAAUGCGCUAUGGAUGAUGAAUCAUUCCAAGAGCCGGAGGUAAAGGUCCCGCCAAUAAUACCAGAUUCUGCCUAUUAUGACUAUCACGUCUCUCGGAUGAUAAGAAAAAACUCGCCAGAUCCAGAAGAUGAUGAAGAAGCUAUAGAGAGAGUGCUCGACGAAUUCGACAAGUUAGAUGCGCCAGCUACAGUACAAGAGUUUGUAACAUUUGUCGGGCCCUACACUAAAGAUGAAGGAGCGACACUUCGUAAAGUCAUGGAGGAGGAGAUGACAAAAUUCGAAAAACUGCAGAAUGAAGUGUAUAAACCAUUGUUAGACGACACCGCAGAUAUUUUGAUGAACGAAGAUCUUCAAAGAGCGAAAAAAUAUGCCGAUGAAGAAGCGGAAGUCAAUUCGAAAAUUCUGGAUAUGGUCAGCGAAAUCUACCGGAUGGUGCCCACGUUCAAUUUCAAGGAGUUCUUCACGAAUCCCAACCAAUACCUUGCUAAAACCCUUCCUUUUCCUGCCGAAACCAACGACGACACCGAUAUAAAAAUGCAAGGUUUAUACCACCGUUACAAGUGGCUAGAAAAUGAAUUGUCGAGAUUGCAGACCGAAAACAGGGAAAUGGAACUGAAAUUAAGCGAACUGAAGGCUCAGCUGAAACGCCAGAGACAAAAGACUUCGAGAACGAUCGACCAGGCCGACAUCAAACGGCAAUGUUUGGUCAACCAGGAGGCGGAAAUCAAAGAUGCUUUGGCUGAAACGAACAUCAAGUUAAACGAUAUGAUGCUGAUGCUGGAGCAUAAGAACAGGAAGGAGAACGAGCAAGAUAUAUGGGAAUAUGCAUUUGAGGCUAAGCGGGAAAAAGACGCAACUCCUGGCAGCACCACUAGUGAUAGUGAAUGUCAUUGUGAAUAAGAUCUUGGACUUUUAUUUUUUACUUUAUUAUCAAUUUAUGUACAUUCAACAAUAUUAGCGAAUUGUUAAUAAAGUGUUGGAAACGAAACAA
Molecule: messenger RNA, 1208 nt
Organism: Aethina tumida (small hive beetle)
Lineage: Eukaryota; Metazoa; Arthropoda; Insecta; Coleoptera; Nitidulidae
Exons: 5
Coding region: 209-1117 (302 amino acids)
Source: RefSeq, a predicted model, not a curated record